UGCCCGGACGAUCGUUAAUACUCUAUAUUGCUGCUCAAGAACGAUCUGUCGGAGCUUUACUAGCCCAGGAGAAUGAUGAUGGAAAAGAGAGUGCCUUAUACUACUUGAGUAGAACAAUGACACCAAAUGAAUUGAACUAUUCGCCAAUCGAAAAGACAUGCUUAGCACUCAUUUUUGCAAUUCAAAAGUUGAAGCACUAUUUUCAAGCGCAUGUUGUCCGUCUAAUCUCAAGGAUGAAUCCUCUAAAGUAUGUCAUGUCAAAACCCGUCCUAUCCGACAGACUUGCAAGGUGGUACCUGCAAUUGCAGCAGUUUGACAUAACAUAUAUUCCACAAAAGGCUGUGAAAGGACAAGUUCUAGCCGAUUUCUUGGCGGAUCACCCUAUCCCUGCAGAGUGGGAGUUAUCCGAUGAUCUACCCGAUGAAGAUGUUCUUGUGAUUGAAGCUAGUCCUCAUUGGAAGAUGUAUUUUGAUGGAGCUUCUCACAGAGAAGGAGCGGGCGCCGGAGUAGUAUUCGUCACAUCCAACGGCGAAGUGUUGCCUCACUCUUUUACCUUAACACAAAAUUGCUCCAACAAUGUUGCUGAAUAUCAAGCUCUUAUCCUUGGGCUAGAAAUGGCAGUUGAUAUAAAGCAACUAAAUUUGGAGGUAUAUGGAGACUCCAAGUUGGUGAUCAAUCAGAUACUCGGAUCGUACGAAGUAAAGAAGCUCGAUUUACUCCCUUAUGUGGAUUAUGCUAAAAGACUUAUCGGAUACCUUGGUGAUGUGAUGAUAGAGCAUGUGCCAAGAAAAGAUAACAAACAAGCAGAUGCAUUGGCAAAACUUGCUUCUACUUUAGCCAUGCCCGAAGACGGAGCUCGUAUAUCAAUUUUCAAGAGGUGGGUCGUACCACCAAUUUUUGAACACGAAGAAAUUGAAGAAGACGAAACUCGAGUGGUUUACGUGUUUGAAAUCGAGAAAGAAGAUUGGCGUCAAUCGUUUGUGGAUUACUUGAAGUACGAAAAGUUGCCUAAUGAUCCACGUCAAAGGGUUGAUAUUCGACGUCGUGCGGCUCGUUUCAUCUACUAUAAAGAUACACUUUAUAGACGUUCAUUUGAUGGAGUCUUCUUGAGAUGUUUAGGUGAUGACGAAGCCGUUCAAGCCAUAGAAGAAGCUCAUUCCGGAGUUUGCGGCGCCCAUCAGUCAGGACCCAAGCUACAUUUCCGAAUAAAAAGAAUGGGCUAUUAUUGGCCAUCUAUGGUGAAGGACUGCAUGGAUAUGAAGGAGUUCUCGUUGUCGCUUUAA
Erythranthe guttata (spotted monkey flower) is the source of this 1283-nucleotide messenger RNA. Lineage: Eukaryota; Viridiplantae; Streptophyta; Magnoliopsida; Lamiales; Phrymaceae. The record is from RefSeq and is a predicted model, not a curated record.